AUGGCUUUCGAGCGAGCAGACGAAGACAGAAGUACGAAGAACGUGGAGUUUCUGAUCAAUCAGGUGGUUGGGGGUCGGAGAGCCAAGGAUAUCGAUUUCAUAUUUGUAGACACUUCGAAGAAAAGUCAUUACAAGUGUUUCCCGCAGCUGCCGAAUGUGCUGUAUGUACACCGAGAAAGGGUUGGUUUCGACAUCUGCUCCUACAAGGUUGGAUUGGCAAUAGCCCCUCCUCGGAGCUACAAGUAUGUGGUUCUGAUGAACGGCUCCGUGCGGGGGCCAUUUACCACUGAUGAAGAUUUUUUGGCCAUUUUCAAAGAGCAACUGGAUUCUCAGACCCCGGUGGUGGGAACUUCUGUCAAUUGUGAACCCAGGCUACACGUUCAAUCCAUGUUCUUCAUGAUGAAUUCCGUGGGGGCAGAUCUCAUGAAUGCGACCUUGAGCUGCGAUAUCCCCAGCUACCGUGCAGCUGGCAGCGGUCCGCAUGGCGAGUUGAAUCUUUCGGGGAACAUCUUGCAAGCGGGAUUCAACCUGAGAGCUGUGCAGCUUCUUUGGCGCGGCAUGAAUGUCAAAAACCAGUCCAUGUUGAGAAGGACGUGCUCUUUGCUUGGAAAUGAUCCGUAUGCCCCUGGUCGCGAUCGUGAUCCCAAGACCCUUCAACUUCGGGACAUUGAUCCUGAUGAUGUCCUCUUCUACAAGACCACGCGAAAGGUGGGUCAGGAGCGACUUAAGAACCUCACCAAAGUCUUCGAUGAGGAAUGUGCACCGCUAGCCACUGGUGUCAUUGGUGAAGUGCGUGCCGGUCAAAGAGACAACUGUGGUUUGAGGAAUUUCAGCUUUACAAGCUGUGGCUGA
Molecule: messenger RNA, 852 nt
Organism: Cladocopium goreaui
Lineage: Eukaryota; Dinophyceae; Suessiales; Symbiodiniaceae
Source: the annotation of a GenBank genome assembly